Saccostrea echinata is the source of this 1289-nucleotide messenger RNA. Its product is annotated as cephalotocin receptor 1-like. Bases 106 to 1260 code for a protein of 384 amino acids. The transcript has 2 exons. NCBI's taxonomy places the organism in Eukaryota, Metazoa, Mollusca, Bivalvia, Ostreida, Ostreidae. The record is from RefSeq and is a predicted model, not a curated record. Gene Ontology annotation, molecular function: peptide binding; vasopressin receptor activity. Gene Ontology annotation, biological process: G protein-coupled receptor signaling pathway. Gene Ontology annotation, cellular component: membrane.
GAUACUUAUCAUGUUAUUUUUUUAAGAGUAUAUGUUCUCUUUUGUACGCAAUAACAUUUCUGGAUGUUAAAUCUGUAAUCUUGUGGAUUUACAAUUUAAGUCAAAAUGGAUGACAAACUUACUACGUUAAAUAAAUCUUUUGGAAAUAACAUCAGCUCCAAAUGUUUCGUCACGGCACAAUUUGCCAAAUCAGACACAACUAAUCACUCGGUUAAUCUAAACAGAGAUGAAACAUUGGCCCAGGCUGAAAUUUCUGUUCAAGUAGUGAUUUUUGUGCUUGCUGUUUUCGGAAAUGCAACUGUUUUAGCAGUUUUGUUACCCAGAAAAAAGUCUAGGAUGUAUUUGUUCAUGAUGCAUUUAAGUUUAGCAGAUCUUUUUGUUGCCUUCUGCAAUGUCCUUCCACAACUCAUAUGGGAUAUAACUUACGUUUUCAUUGGAAACGAUAUUUUGUGCCGUUUUGUGAAAUACUUACAAAUUGUCGUUAUCUAUGCUUCAUCAUAUGUAAUGUUAAUGUCGGCCAUAGACAGGUAUAUUGCAAUUUGUCAUCCAUUUUUCAGUCAUAAGAUUCGUUCGGGAAGAGUUCAUCUGAUGGUAUUUAUCGCCUGGUGCUUGUCACUCAUUCUUCCAGUACCACAACUCUUAAUAUUUUCAUACAAAAGGCGAGAGGAUGGACAAUAUGACUGCUGGGCUACAUUUGAUCCAGCUUGGACACUUCAACUUUACAUUACAUAUUUUACAUUCAGUGUAUACAUUAUACCGAUGAUUAUUUUAACUUUCUGUUAUGGUCGAAUUUGUUUCGUUGUUAUCAAAAGGAGCCAUAGGAAUGAGCAGCUUGUCCUCAGCAGACGAAUAUCCAGUUCCUCUAUUUAUCAUGACAAUAUUCAAGACAGGAAUAUACAGGCUGUAAAGUUCAGUGUAAAAGUGGAGACAUGUCGGGCAAAUGGCAUUUCUAGAGCUAAAAUUAAAACUGUGCGAUUGACCUUGGCUGUGGUAUUGUGUUAUUUUAUCUGCUGGACCCCUUUCUUUCUGUUCCAACUCUGGGCUGCCUACGACCCUUCAGCUCCAUACACAAGUACGGCAUUUGUCAUUAUUUUGUUAUUAGCCAGUUUGAACAGUUGUACAAAUCCCUGGAUCUACCUUGCAUUCAGUGAUGGCUUCAUGGACAGAAUAAGGCGCUGGAAGACAGGUCAACAACCCACCUCACACUGUGCCCUGAGUGGAUUUCCUAUACAAACAACAACAGACGGGGCCUUUUUAUAAGGUGCAAGACAUUCACUAGAAGACAAUCU